AUGGACAAGGUAUUGGAGGUCGACGACUCCUUAGAUCAGGCCGCAAACAAGGACGAGCUUAUGGAGGUCGAGUGCUCCGAAGAACAAACCCAAAGCAAGGACGAUCUUAUGGAGGUCGAGGGCUCCGAAGAGCCAGCCAAGUCCAAGGACGAGCUUAUGGAGGUCGGGGGCUCCGAAGAGCAAGCCGAGACGAGGGACGAGGAAUUGGAGGUUCUACCGUCGGAAGUCCAAGCAGCUGAGACCCUGGACGAGGUCGCCGGUGCAGGGAUCACCAUGCCACCGUAA
Molecule: messenger RNA, 285 nt
Organism: Symbiodinium necroappetens
Lineage: Eukaryota; Dinophyceae; Suessiales; Symbiodiniaceae
Source: the annotation of a GenBank genome assembly